AUGACUCGCCUCGGUGUCUUUGCACUAGCUGUAUGCUCAGUUUGGGGCGCUACGGCCCUGAGUAUCAAUGGCUCAGACCUGGACCUGGAACAUGAAGUCGGCAUUGACACAUACCGACUGCCAAAGUUGACCACCACGAUUCCCUACCUGGGCAAGCACAAGGCAACCCGGACCAUCCAUCCUUGCCGCACCGGCCCUGUCAUCGUCGUCAUCCAGACACCUCUUGAAGUGGCUCACUGCGGCCUGCAGACCACAACCGUUUCACAGCCAGCCUCUACAACAGAGACUGAGAGCGUUUCCUCGACGACGGAAACGGGAGCGCCUGUCACAACGGGAACUGAAUCGUCUUCUACAUCGACUACUGGACCGGAGACAUCGACUCUGACGAACAGAGUCACGACGUCUCAGAGCACCGAGACGGAAACCACGGCUAUGGAGACAUUGACCGGGACCGGGACCACUGAGACGGAGACAAGUGCUGCUGAGACGCUGACAGAGAGCCAAAUCACUGAGACGUUGACGGAGAUUAGCCUAACUAAAACACCGACGGAGAUCAGUACCACCGAGACGCUUACGGCGACCAGCACCAUGGAGACGCUUACAGAUGUCACGACCAUCGAGUCGUCAACAGAGCCAAAGACAACCGAGAUGAAUACUAGCACUGUCGAGACGUUGACAGAGAGCAAGACCACCGAGACCUUAACGGAGAUCAGCACCAGCGAAACGUUGACGGCAACCAGCACCGUCGAGACACUGACAGAUACCAAGAUCACCGAGACGCUGACAGAGUCGAAGACCACCGAGGCGGAGACCAAGACGACCGCGACUCCUACUUCCUCCAAAUGCCCGGAGCCAACGCUGGGUGGACCUUGCCGUGUCCGAUACGGCUGCCUGCCCGAGGGCCUUGACAUCGCCUACUACUCCAAUCCCUUUGGCGGCUACAGCCGACAGGGCGACCUCCCCUCAUCCUACUACAUCACGCAGAACCUCCGCAGCCUCGCCGCCUCCACCACCAACGAGACGUAUUUCCCGCAAGACACGCCCCCCGACGAGGCCUCCUUCCCGCGCGUCUACCCCCGCGCCGACCUCCCCGGCGCCUGGUACGCCGCGGGCUGGACGCGCGCCACCAACGGCGGGCUCACCGUCGACGCCAACAACUUCACGCUCGUAUAUGCGGGCUUCUACCGCGCGCCCGAGUCGGGCAUCUUCAAGCUGUGCACCACGGCGGACAACGAGAACGACGUCUUCUUCGGCCGCGGCGUGGCGUUUGACUGCGUGACUGGCAAGGCGGACCCCGAGGCGCGGCCCGUCAUCGUCUCGACGGGCGGCAACUACGUCAACGGCAUCAACUGCACGGACGUGAGCCUCGCGGAGGGCGAGUAUUACCCGCUGCGGAGCGUCAUGGGCGACUGGCAGGGCCCCUCGGCGUUUAACCUGACCAUCAAGCGUCCGAGCGAGCCGUUUGAGGAGAGGAAGAAUGUCUUUGACGGGCUGGUCUACCCGCACGCGUGUGGGGAUUAUUGA
This is a messenger RNA of Purpureocillium lilacinum, 1524 nucleotides long. RefSeq lists its product as uncharacterized. The record is from RefSeq and is a predicted model, not a curated record. Lineage: Eukaryota; Fungi; Ascomycota; Sordariomycetes; Hypocreales; Ophiocordycipitaceae.